Molecule: messenger RNA, 3160 nt
Organism: Ziziphus jujuba (common jujube)
Lineage: Eukaryota; Viridiplantae; Streptophyta; Magnoliopsida; Rosales; Rhamnaceae
Product: heat stress transcription factor A-3
Exons: 2
Coding region: 865-2547 (560 amino acids)
Biological process (GO): regulation of transcription by RNA polymerase II
Cellular component (GO): nucleus
Molecular function (GO): DNA-binding transcription factor activity; RNA polymerase II cis-regulatory region sequence-specific DNA binding
Source: RefSeq, a predicted model, not a curated record
AUUUUUUGGAACAAUGCUUAAUAAUAAUAUUGCUAAGAGAAUAACAAUUUUGGAACUUUAAAAUCUAUAUUCCUCUUUUACGUGUGUGUGUGUUUUUUUAUUUAUUAUUUAUUUAUCUUUUAACUCCAAUCUUCCCUGGUUGCUAUAUUAUUAUUAUUAUUAAAUUUUUUUUUUCUGGUAGUGCCCCCUUGUUUGUUUGUAGGUUGGUUGCACGAUGGCGGUCUCAAAUAAGUAUCACAUUCAAUUCCUGCUGAAUCCUGAUUGGCUAGCCCAGUUAUCUUCGUCUCCAAGUAUUACGACCGGCCCUGGGCCCACGAAAUCAUUUCUUAAAAUUCAAAACGAAUAAAAAAGCGGUCAAAAAACAAAUAGCGGUCUGGGGACAAAACCCAGCAUCGAAAAAAAUAUCUGGCGCCAAGCGUGGGACCUACGCGUCGCCGGUGCGCGUGAACCACAAUCUGCAAGGAUCCGUUUUCAAACGUGCGUAGCUGCCAGGAAACAUCAUAAUCUCUCUCUCUCUCUCUCUAGAAGGUCCGUGCUAGUCUCUAUUUGUCUCAACUUGCAGCACAUCGGCGAGCGAUCCCCACCUCUCUCUCUCUCUCUCUCUCUCUCUCUGAACCCAUGGCCCGGAAACUCCAAGGGCUCUACUACUGUAACAGUGGCGAACUCCCACCGCCUCUCGAGUCUCUUAAGAUUUUUAUGGAAAACUAUGUCGGCAAAACUCUCGAACCCCGUUAUAUACCGAGCGACUUUUCCAUUUUUGAAUUUUCAGCAUCCACCACUAUCCUUUUCCUUUUCCUUUACUGCCAAAUCCUAUUUCAAUCUAAAUCGGAUCCUCAUUGAGAUUUGGACCUCGAAUCCCAUCCCAUGAAUCCCAAAGACGAAUGUUAUACAAACACUCUUCCUACGUCUCCUUCCGCUCCUCAAUCCAAGUCCUGCUCAAUUGGUUUGUCAAUGGAAUCUCAGCCAUUUGCUUCUGAGUCUUUGUUCAUGGAUACUAAUCCUGGAUUCUCCAUGGGGGGAAGUGCUGCUGGCCUAGCUGGGUCUCAUUCUUCGUCUUCCUUAGCUUUUAAUCCGAUGGAGUUCCAGGCAUUUUCGACCAUGAUGAACCUAUCACCCUCCAUUGGAGGAGAGACUGAUGCUGCUGGUGGAGCUUUGGUUACAGGUAGUGAUACAGGAGGAGGAUAUAUUGGAGUGCCUCAACCUCUUGAUUGUUUACAGGGCAAUCCGAUUCCGCCGUUUCUUUCGAAGACUUUUGAUCUUGUGGAUGAUCCAGGCCUCGACCACAUAAUAUCGUGGGGGUCCACGGGCGAGAGCUUUGUGGUUUGGGACCAUGUGGAGUUUGCGAGGCUCAUCCUGCCCAGGAAUUUCAAGCACAAUAAUUUCUCCAGUUUUGUUCGGCAGCUUAAUACUUAUGGUUUUCGCAAGAUUGAUACAGAUAAAUGGGAGUUUGCAAAUGAAGCUUUCCAGCGAGGGAAGAGACAUCUUUUAAAGAACAUCCAGAGGCGCAAAUCACCUCAAUAUCAGCAGAUUACAAGCUAUACUGGGCCUUCCACAGAAGCAGGGAAGUUUGGACUGGACGGUGAGCUAGAGGGGUUGAGGAAGGAGAAAAGCAUGUUGAUGCAAGAGGUUGUUGAAUUACAGCGGCAGCAGCAGGGGACAAUUCACCAUAUGAAAAUGGUGAACAAUAGGCUUCGUUCUGCUGAGCAAAGACAGAAGCAAAUGGUUUCUUUCUUGGCAAAGUUGAUUCAGAGCCCAUCAUUUGUAGCUAGACUUAAGCAAAAAACAGAACAAGGAGAAAUAAGCUCUUCAAGGGUGCCGAGGAAAUUUGUCAAGCAACACCAAUAUGAGCUGGGUAAAUCAGAUUCUUCCAUGGAAGAACAGAUGGUGAAGUACUACAGUGCAGAUAGAAACCUUUUCACGUCUUCUGGAGGCCCUGAUUUCAAUCCAUUGCAUACUGAACAAUCUCCCGAUUAUCAUUCACAAGGUAUGUCAGGGAAACUCAGUAUAGAUGAAGAAAGUAUGCAAUUCCAAUUUGACAAAGCUGCAUCAGAUGAGUUAAUUGUGUCAGAUGAAUUAGCAGUAUUACAGGGACUUGGUAAAAAAACAGUUCAAGCAGAAGGGGCAUCAAACAUGCAAAUCCAAGAUCCCGCUUUCAAAGGAAAGAGUGUUCUGAGCCCUCAACAAGUGGUCAAUCCCGAGUAUUAUGUCUCUUUCCCAGAGGAUUUGGUAAAGGAGAAGAGUUUUCCAGAACUCUCAUCCCCGGGAUUUGAAAGCAUGAUUAAACAGGAGGAUAUAUGGAGCAUGGGUUUUGCUGCCAACGCUGGUAUGUCUAGUUGUGGCAAUGAGUUGUGGGGUAAUCCAGUCAGCUUUGAUGAGCCAGAGUUGGGAGUGACAGAAGGAUUGCUUGAUGUCUGGGAUUUAGGGUCACUGCAAGCAGCAGGAGGUUCAGUCAUUGAUAAGUGGCCAGCUGAUGAAUCCCCAUUCAAUGAGUCUGAGAAUCAAGCUGGUCAGCUUAAAGAUAGUAUACCAAAAAAUAUGGAUCCAUAGACAUAGGAUUGCAUGUACUCGUGCAUUUAAGGCCCUUGUGGGUCUUGGUUAUUAAUGAAUAUGUUUAAUUGAUUGCCGUUUUCCAUUCUCUUUAUUAUCAGCUUCCGUUUUAUUCUUUCAAUAUAAGAUAGUUCAUAUGAAUUCUACUCAUCUUAUUAAGCGUGAUUGAGGUAUUUAGAAAUCGCAAUUUUAUCACAAUGUUUUCUUGCUAACACGUACUUUGAGUUGUGGAAACUGCAGGUCUGCAUUCAUUCGGUAAGGAAUAUGAUGCUCCAGCUGACACUUGCUUCGCUAGUUCCCUAAACUAGAUUUGUCCUUUUCCAGCUGGUUCGGAAGGAGCAGCUGAAACUUACUUCGCCAGGUCGCUUGAAUUAUAAUUGUCUUAUUCUGGCAGGUGUUAUUCCGGUAAGAACUCAAAACUUAGGUUAUGAUUGAUUCUGAUCUUGUUAUAGUAUAGCUUCUGGCAAUGUACAUAUCAUCUCGGACUCAGAUCGGUCCAUGUAUAUAGCGGCUCUUCUUUGUUUAUUUUCAGGGCUGGAAGUUGUGCACAAACGCUAAUAUUUCUUUCCUUGAACAUCUAAAUAGUUGAAUUCUCUGUGAUGAAAAUGAAGAA